CAUCCUUCUGCACAAACUUUGAUGGAGAAUUUCACACCGUGCUGGAAAGAUGCCGGUUAUGAAGGGAUUGCUGGCGCCCCAGAACACCUUCCUGGACACCAUUGCCACCCGUUUUGACGGAACACAUAGCAACUUCAUCCUCGCCAACGCCCAGGUGGCUAAGGGUUUCCCCAUCGUCUACUGUUCGGAUGGCUUCUGUGAGCUCGCUGGAUUUGCCCGAACAGAAGUCAUGCAGAAGAGUUGCAGCUGCAAAUUCUUAUUCGGAGUUGAAACCAAUGAGCAACUGAUGCUUCAGAUAGAAAAGUCCUUGGAGGAAAAAACAGAAUUCAAAGGAGAAAUUAUGUUCUAUAAGAAGAAUGGGUCUCCAUUUUGGUGCCUGUUGGAUAUUGUCCCCAUAAAGAAUGAGAAAGGAGAUGUGGUCCUUUUUCUGGCCUCAUUCAAAGAUAUAACAGACACGAAAGUGAAGAUUACUCCAGAAGAUAAAAAAGAAGACAAAGCCAAAGGACGAUCGCGAGCAGGAACCCAUUUUGAUUCGGCUCGGAGACGAAGCAGAGCGGUCCUUUAUCACAUCUCCGGCCACCUGCAAAGAAGAGAAAAGAACAAGUUGAAAAUAAACAAUAAUGUUUUUGUAGACAAACCAGCAUUUCCGGAGUAUAAAGUUUCAGAUGCAAAAAAGUCCAAAUUCAUACUUUUGCAUUUUAGCACUUUCAAAGCCGGCUGGGACUGGCUUAUUCUAUUGGCGACGUUUUAUGUUGCCGUGACGGUACCUUACAACGUUUGCUUCAUUGGCAAUGAUGACCUGUCGACGACGCGGAGCACAACAGUCAGUGACAUUGCAGUGGAGAUUCUUUUUAUUAUAGAUAUUAUUUUAAAUUUUCGAACAACCUAUGUCAGCAAGUCUGGCCAAGUCAUCUUUGAAGCAAGAUCAAUCUGCAUCCACUACGUCACCACCUGGUUCAUCAUCGAUUUAAUCGCUGCCCUGCCGUUUGACCUCCUGUAUGCUUUCAAUGUCACAGUGGUGUCCCUGGUGCAUCUCCUGAAGACCGUGCGGCUGCUGCGCCUGCUGCGCCUCCUGCAGAAGCUGGACCGCUACUCCCAGCACAGCACCAUCGUCCUGACGCUGCUCAUGUCUAUGUUCGCCCUGCUGGCCCACUGGAUGGCGUGCAUCUGGUACGUCAUCGGGAAAAUGGAGAGGGAAGACAACAGCCUCCUCAAGUGGGAAGUUGGCUGGCUCCAUGAGUUGGGGAAGAGACUGGAAUCGCCCUACUAUGGGAACAAUACCCUGGGUGGGCCGUCGAUCCGAAGUGCCUAUAUCGCUGCUCUGUACUUCACGCUCAGCAGCCUCACCAGUGUGGGGUUUGGAAAUGUCUCUGCUAACACGGAUGCAGAAAAGAUCUUCUCCAUCUGCACCAUGCUGAUUGGCGCCUUGAUGCACGCCCUGGUGUUUGGAAAUGUGACGGCGAUCAUCCAGAGGAUGUACUCCAGGUGGUCCCUCUAUCACACCAGGACCAAGGAUCUGAAGGACUUCAUCCGCGUCCACCACCUGCCCCAGCAGCUCAAGCAGAGGAUGCUGGAGUAUUUCCAGACAACCUGGUCAGUCAACAACGGCAUAGACUCCAACGAGCUUCUGAAGGACUUCCCAGACGAGCUCCGCUCCGACAUCACCAUGCACCUGAACAAGGAGAUCCUGCAGCUGUCCCUGUUCGAGUGCGCCAGCCGGGGCUGCCUGCGCUCGCUGUCCCUGCACAUCAAGACCUCCUUCUGCGCGCCCGGCGAGUACCUGCUGCGCCAGGGGGACGCCCUGCAGGCCAUCUACUUCGUGUGCUCGGGCUCCAUGGAGGUCCUUAAGGACAGCAUGGUGCUGGCCAUUCUCGGGAAAGGAGAUUUAAUUGGAGCCAAUCUAUCAAUUAAGGACCAAGUGAUCAAGACCAACGCGGAUGUGAAGGCGCUAACCUACUGCGAUCUCCAGUGUAUCAUCCUCAAAGGGCUCUUUGAGGUGCUGGACCUUUACCCAGAAUACGCUCACAAAUUUGUGGAAGACAUUCAGCAUGACCUCACAUACAACCUUCGAGAAGGUCACGAGAGUGAUGUGAUCUCAAGAUUAUCAAACAAAUCGACAGUCUCACAGUCGGAGCCCAAGGGAAAUGGCAGCAUCAAGAAGAGACUGCCGUCCAUCGUGGAAGACGAGGAGGAGGAGGACUUGGGGGAGGAGACAGCCUCCCUGUCCCCCGUCUACACCAGGGGACCCGCCUCUUCUCGCAGCAAGCGGCCUGGAGGCGGUAAGAGCUACCUCGGCUUAAGCUUGAAGCAGCUGGCCUCGGGAACUGUGCCAUUUCAUUCACCUAUCAGAGUCUCCAGUUCAAACUCCCCCAAAACCAAACAGGAGACGGAUGCCCCAAACCACGGCAAAAGAAAAGAGAAGAACUUGAAAUUGCAGCUUUCAACUUUGAAUAGUACUGGACCCCCAGACCUCAGUCCAAGGAUUGUUGAUGGAAUUGAAGAUGGAAACAGCAGUGAAGAAAGCCAGACUUUUGACUUUGGCUCUGAGCGAAUCAGACCGGAACCCAGAAUUUCUCCUCCUCUUGGAGACCCAGAGAUUGGAGCUGCUGUCCUCUUCAUCAAGGCGGAGGAGACGAAGCAGCAAAUAAACAGGCUCAACAGUGAGGUAACCACGCUGACUCAGGAGGUCUCCCAGCUCGGCAGGGACAUGAAGACGGUGAUGCAGCUUCUCGAGCACGUCCUGUCGCCGCAGCAGCAGUCCCGGCUUUGCUCUCUGCACACCGCCUCUCUGUGUCCCUCCGGUUUCCAGGGCAGGACGGCCUGGAGCACGCACCAGCCCUGUCUGCACUUGCAAGCCGCCGGCUCCGCGUACAGCCCAGCGCCGCUGUGCCAGGGGAGCGUCACCCCCGACAGCUGGAGUGUGGGGCCCUCCUCGGCGGGGGGCAGCCCCCAGCGGACGGGCGCCCAGGAGCAGAGUCCGGCGGGCGGGGAGCUCCGCGCCUCCCCGAACCUGGACCACGUGCCUGCCCACUGCCCGGUGGUCCAGGAAGGUCGCCUGCAGUUUCUCAGGUGCGUCUCCCCGCAGUCGGACACGACGCUGACGCCGCUGCAGUCUAUCUCGGCCACCCUCUCCUCCUCCGUCUGCUCCUCCUCAGAGACGUCUUUGCACCUGGUUCUCCCCAGCAGAUCGGAGGAGGGGAGCUUGGGCCAGGGCGCCGUGAGUUCCUUCAGUCUGGAAAACCUGCCAGGAUCUUGGGAGCGGGAAGGACGGGCAUCCGUCUCCACCGAAGCCCUGGAGAACUUUCCCCUGGAAAUGGUCGCAAGCACAGCAGAGGUGAAAGAUGACAGAGCCGUGCACGUAUGAUGCAGUGUACCUGGACGGCGCCCGCCUCCGCCCGUCGCCGCGGGAUGUCAGCCCGGGGUGGCCUCGCUUGCCCCUGGCAGCCUGAAGACUGGGCAGAGCCGUGGAAAACGGGCCCCAGGGCAGGAGAACCACCUCCAUCCCGCAGCAGACACUUCCUACAUCCUAGCGACAAAGUAGGGCCCAUUACCUGUGCAGGUAUUAACUUACUGGUCUGUUUGACAGACUUUGGUAAAAGUCCAAAGACCCUGAGGGUCUGAGCAGCUACAAGUCGCAGACGAAGAAUGUGUGGACUCGAGUCCUGGGUGGCUUUUCAGAAGAGCAGCAAAGGUUUUUCCUGAGUGCCUGCGUGUCCCUCCUGAACAAUAUCCAUAUUGUGGGCUCUGGGAGUACACAGCUCCUGCUGAUCUAUUUUUCAAAAAUAGAAGGCGAGUGGACAAUUAUCACUGCAUGUCAUCUCCUAGACAAUCAGUCACACAGAGCCGGUGGCCAGCGGUCAGCUAUUGCACGUUAUUUGCCAUGUAAAUGAAUAUGUCUUUAUUUAUCAAAAAAAAAAAAAGAGAGGCUAUUUUUAUAUCCUUGGUAUGAAAUAUGUAUUUAAACUAUUUAAACUAUUUAUAAAGAAAUGAAUGUUUUCUUUUCAUUUUGGUAAAAAAAAAAAAAGCUUGCUGUUUUAACAAGAAAUGCACUACUGUUAUGUCUAGUAGAUCAAAAAUUAUUAUUAAGAGGAUGUAGUUUUGAAAGGAAGCCCACCCCCCUUUUAUCUGCAUGCAGUUUGCAACAAAUGUAUCCUCAUGCUUCUGGAUUACAAAAGAAAAGUGAGGUCAUAUUUUAUUAAUGAAAUAAAAACCCGGCCAGAGUGUCUGGCAUGGUGGGGGGUGGGGGCAGAAUCCACCCGAGCUCCGGGGACUCGCGUAGAAUCCUGACUUGAGGCUACCCCCACCAUGCCCACAUAAAUGUUUCUCCUCCAGCCAUCGUAAGUGUGGUUCUGAAACCCAAAAUUGGUCUGGGGAAUAUGAAACCACAACUACAUUGAACUAUUUUGGCCUCAAAAUUAGGAAGAAAACCUUGAGUGUGUUCUUCCUCUGUGCUUAUCUUUCAGGGGAGCUUGUGUAGACUGGUGAACAUUCCAAAAUGAAGCCAGAACUUCUGAACUCUAACUUGUAAACGGGCUGCCAGCUUGCUUUGGAUCAGCACUUUCAUUUUUUUCUUGAAAGCUCUCAACAGUGCUGUAAGUUAUGAAGAGCAGGUGUUUUCAUUCUCCUUUUGCAGAGAAAAAAAAAAAAAUAAAGCCCCAGCGAUUAUACAGCUAGGAUGCUGGAGACAGUCUAGAACCCAUAAUGCUUUCUACACCUCAACCAAUAUCCAAAUUCAGAUGCUGGCAUGGUAAUAAUUUAAAUGCCUUCACUUCAGGUUUAUUAUGGUUAAGAAUGUGUAGGGCCUUAUCAUUUAAGACGUUCUUAGAGAAUAUACUGAAUUCACUUUCUGGAGUCCCCUGUUCCCAUUUCCCACUGCAAAGAAUAACUAAUUUGAAAAUUGUAUUAUUAAAGACAUCUACACAAAGCAAGACUUCUGGUGUGUGACUCUUAUACCCUAAAACUGGAUAGAGCAGCAGAAAGAAAAUAAAGCUUUUCUAAGAAAAGUGAAAGCCAUACAUGUGUCUGAGGCAGGUCGUUUAAGAGUGUAUCUUCUAUUCCCCCAGUUCCAAAGUUCAAUCUCUCCUUACCCAAGUGAAUGGGGAAACUGAGGCAAAGGCAACAUGCAGGAUUUAACAUAUGUAUUUGUAGCCACACUUUUUUGCUCAUCCUGACAUACAUCAUCAUUUUAAGUACCAUUCCAAUAGAACUAACUGGUGCUGGUUCUGCUGUCUUUCUGGAAAACUAUCACGGCUAUCACAGGCUAAUAAUAAAGCCCAACAUUCUGAUCUGUGAGUACUGACUAUAUAUCAACACAUUUAAGGAGUAACACCUUAUGUUUCCUUACACAACAGUCAACAAUGCUAAAGUUAUUAUUUUAUUCCCAUUUUGUAAAUGAAUAAUUGGGACACAGAUUUUUUUAAACUGCCCAGUCACACUGUUUUAAAUAACAGCCCCAGUACUCCUGUGGACACCCUGGGUACCCCUCCUUUCAUGUCCAAAUCUAUUCCUGCUGCCUUUUGAAGUUGUACUCGUCAUUAA
Molecule: messenger RNA, 5538 nt
Organism: Cervus elaphus (red deer)
Lineage: Eukaryota; Metazoa; Chordata; Mammalia; Artiodactyla; Cervidae
Gene: KCNH8
Product: potassium voltage-gated channel subfamily H member 8
Exons: 16
Coding region: 50-3364 (1104 amino acids)
Biological process (GO): regulation of membrane potential; potassium ion transmembrane transport
Cellular component (GO): membrane
Molecular function (GO): voltage-gated potassium channel activity
Source: RefSeq, a predicted model, not a curated record